Molecule: messenger RNA, 3791 nt
Organism: Habropoda laboriosa
Lineage: Eukaryota; Metazoa; Arthropoda; Insecta; Hymenoptera; Apidae
Gene: Mondo
Product: MLX-interacting protein
Exons: 16
Coding region: 293-3427 (1044 amino acids)
Biological process (GO): regulation of transcription by RNA polymerase II
Cellular component (GO): nucleus
Molecular function (GO): DNA-binding transcription factor activity, RNA polymerase II-specific; protein dimerization activity; RNA polymerase II cis-regulatory region sequence-specific DNA binding
Source: RefSeq, a predicted model, not a curated record
UGUAUAGCUCAGAGUCGCGAGUCGUCCGUCGUAGACGCGGAUUCGUGCAAAUGGCGUCACUGCCAGUAUGAGCGAGCGUAUGCUGUCUAAUAACGCGUACGGACCUCGUCCGGGCGCGGCGCCGCGCGGCCCAGCCUGACGGCGAGUGUGAGUGUGACAAUAUCGGUCAAGAUCGAAGAAAAAAUUAAUAUAAGGGGAUCGUUAAAUCUCGUCGUCGAAUUGCAACGGUUGUGUACGUAUCAACGACGAGUGGUGACACGCAGUGAAAAAGAGAGAGUGCAGCCAAAGAGGGAUGCAGGCCGAACUGAUGUACAGAAAGCCGUUUAUGAUGACGACGACGUCCGGCCAGACUUUUCACCAUCCCGGAAUGGGAAAGAAGGAAAACGGCGGCCGGGAUUCCCGGGAGACUAUCCACUCCGGUCAUUUCAUGGUCUCCGACUUCGAGGCGGAGGCUCAGGAUGACGAGGACGAGCUAGCUGUCCCCGUGCCCGAUGAGGAGGCUGCCAAGUUAGCGAUCAUCGCUACAACUGGACUGUCGUACAAGAAAUUCGUCACAUGCUCGGUCAACGACAAAACCUCCCAGCAGCUCAGCAUCGAGACCUCCUUGAACAAGCUGUUCCAGUGCAUGUCCCUCGCCUACAGACAGAAAUUGACAUCACCCAAGUGGAAUCGGUUCAAAGGGAUCAGGCUGAGAUGGAAGGACAAGAUCAGACUGAACAACGUGAUAUGGAGGUGCUGGCACAUGCAAUUUAUACUGAAGCAAAACACGCUGGUGUGCCAAUUCGCGUCCCCGUUGGAUGUUGAUACUCAUAAUAAGCCUGAGGCAGUGGUCUUAGAGGGAAAAUACUGGAAGAGAAAACUUGCUGCCGUUACUGCGGAAUACAAGAAAUGGCGUAUGUUUUACCGGAACAAGAUCCUUGGUUGGACGAACAAGGAUGGCACCGAGAUGAUGGAAUCGAUGGACGUAUUAGAUUGGGGCAGCGGAUUGGGAACCUCAGGCAACUUUGGAGCAGGUACAGGCAACACACACGGAGGGACCAGUGGGACUCCAGGAGGAGAGAGUAUGAUGGUUGAUGAAGAUUACAUGGAGCUAAUGACUGAUACGUUAUUUUCGACAAUCAGUUCAAAUCAACCAAUAUACUUUCCCGAUCCGAGAGAAAUUGCGCGUGGAGCUAGUCUGGCGGAUUUUAUACAACCCAGCUUGGGACCGCUCCAGCCAAAUUUAGACGAUUUUAUGGACACUUUAGAACCGUUGCAAGAAUUUUUAAAUUCGAAGUUGCCUCCAGUCCCCGAGGAAGACGACAUGUUUCGAAACAGUGCUCUGAACGCGAACUAUGCUGAUCUCGAUCUAAUGACGCCUAUGAAUCAGAUGAACGAGCUGAGCCAAGAAUCAGCGGUGAAGAAUGAAGCUUCACAGCAGGCAGCAUUAGCACAGGACGAACAAGGAGGCACUAUACAGAAUCUUCAGUACACCGCUAAAAUAUAUACUCAACCUCAGCCAGAGCCAACAAAUGCGUUCAGGAGUAAUAUAACUCUGGCCGAUAGUUAUAAUACUAUACAACAAAACUACGAGCCUUCUCCACCGAGUCAACCUGUUAGAGAGAAGAGUAGGCCAAGCAGGAUUUCUUCGAGGAGUAGUCGAGUGAUUCAGCAACCUCAGCAACAACAGAACACGUAUCAACGAACAACACAGCAACAGAAUUCAGCUUAUCAGCAGGCCUCGCAGCAACCGUACGCCAUGGAGAUUCAAACCGUUCAAUUAACGCCGAUUCAGAAUCAAGUGCAGAUGACAGCGUUGAAUGAUCAGUCUGUACACGCCAAUCAGAUAUCGUCUAUCGCCAGUCACGUUCAGAAUCUCGUGACUGUGCAGCAAAACUUCGGACAAACAAAUUCCACGGUAUCUUCUCAGCACAGAAGCAUCAGGCCUUUACCACCGGUCGCACCGAUGUCUACGAAACCGUACAAAGUCGUUCAACCGCAGCAAUGCUACAAGUUCUCCGCGCUACCGCAAAACUUUAAUACGCAGCAAUGUAAAUUCAACACGAAUAAUUUCAAGACACACCCACCGCAACAGGUCGUAUCGGUUUCCGCGGAGCAAUCGUCGCAAUCAUCGAUACUGUUACAGUGUAGACCCUCCGGUUUGGAUCUCACCACGCCGGCCGUGCAACCCGCGAAAUUGUUACCGCAAGUAGCCGCGUCGAAUUCAGAGAAAGAGGAAGUUUUCGCUGUGCCCAAGUAUCAGAUGAAAGCAAGGAAUAGAUCUCGAAGUAGUUCGUCGUUAACCACACCAAGAAUGCAUCCACCACCAUUAGUAUCAGCGGCGAGCGAUCCCGCUCUAAAUCUAAAUAACAAUGUUUUGCUCGCACAGUUACUCACGAAUAACACAUCUGGUGUACACACAAUGAAUAUGCCAGCUGAUAAUAUAAUGCCGACAGUGAACCAAACAACCACAACUAUGAAACACAUCAUACCCAUGCUUCCACCUUCAGCUUCGCCUACGCAGGUGACGACUACCCAUCAUAUCACCACGCCGGUCACUGUCCAAACUAUGCAAACCUCUACGGUGCAAGUGCAACCGCAGCAGCAGGCAAUGCAACAGUCUGCUUGCAGCCAACAAAUGUUAUUAAAUACAAACACCCAAGCACAUCAGCCACAAAAUAGUCCCGGGUCACCGAAGGAUAGUUCUAACGCGCACAGUCCUCAAGGGUUGAGCCUCAGUCCUUUGCACAGCCCGAUGAGUAUAGGAAGCCCAUUGUCACCAAGUCGAACCUUCGGAAAGGGUGAAACGGAACGAGGACAAUACAAGGAACAAAGGAGAGUCGGGCACAUUCACGCGGAACAAAAGCGUAGAUAUAAUAUUAAGAACGGAUUUGACAUGUUGCACAGUUUAAUACCGCAGCUUAGUCAAAAUCCGAACACAAAGUUGAGCAAGGCCGCCAUGCUGCAGAAAGGGGCGGAUUAUAUCAGGCAGCUAAGGGCGGAGAGAAAUCAAUUGAAGGAGGAGAUGGAUAGUUUAAGACAUCAAAUCGAGUGCCUUAAUACGUCGAUUAGUAAUUGUCAAUCUAUGCUUCCUGCAACGGGUGCUCCAAUUUCUAGACACAGAACUAGCAAGAUGAAGGAGAUGUUCGAUGAAUACGUACGCACACGUACACGGGAAAAUUGGAAAUUUUGGAUUUUCAGUAUAUUGCUUGAACCUCUAAUGAUUUCUUUCAAUACCUCGGUGUCAACCGCGAGUAUCGAAGAUUUAUACAGAAGUACAAUAUUGUGGGUUGAGCAACAUUGCUCGCUCGUCGAUCUCAGACCAGCUGUUCUGAACUCCCUAAGAUAUCUGUGUACUGCCACUGAUAUUCUAUCAGAUCCUGGUCGCCUACCUGAAGAAGCACUCGCAGCAGUCAAUCGCACGGAACGGCGGCGAUCAACUCAGUGACCAAUUAUAAUAUUAUGCAAAUUCGUCGUGAACAUGAUUUGCAUAUACGUUUAAGAUUUAGUCGCGUACGAGCAAAACGAAAAGCAGUUACCGUAGCAGUAAGCCAGUUUAGGAGAGAAAACUUACAUGAAAAUUCUUAAAUGCGGUCUCUUUUUACAAUAGAUUUUCAGAUUUCCUUUCGUAACGAUCGCGGAUCAUGAUGGAAACAACUUAAAGUGCAAUUUUUCCCUAUCCUUCACAAAAUUGUGAUCAUCAAAUUUAAUGAUAAAAGAACAAAAAAGAGUACGUGAAAAUGUACAUGAAUUUACUCGAACUCGUUUAACAAAAUAUAUGUAUACGUAUAUAGACUGUUAUAAAUUUGGAA